UUUUUUUUUUUUUUUUUAGGAUUUUUUUCAUUAGUAUUCGCUUUUUUGGCUGUACUCCGACAAAACGCCAAUCGAUCGACCCGUUCCUUUUGCAGCGCCUUCCUUCAUUCGCUCCAUACACACAACACUCAACAACAUGGCUGAACAGAACGAACUCGCCGCCGAGCAGCAGCAGCAGCAGCAGCAACAACAACAGCAGCAGGCACAGCAAGUGCGAACGCAACCACAAGAUGAUGACAAAUUAUCCACAAACACCGCAGCAACAGCACAAGUCGAAUGCGCAGCCGCAGCCACCGCCGCCGAGCCCGCAGUUGUUGUGGACACGACGCACUACUCUGUGAGCAUGGCUGGUGGCUCGCUGCGGUCGGCGCUCUGCGUGCCAAACUCGCAGCCCGCCGUCACCGACCCCGAGCAAUUGGACGCGACGUUUGGCAUUGAGUUUCCAUCGCCGAUGCGCACGCAGCUUGUCCUCAUGCGCCAAAUGUUUGAGCACUACCGCGCGCAGCUCGACGCCCUCCUGGGUGCGCGUGAGGAGCUCACCAAGCUCAUGAAGUCGGACGCCUUCAUGUGCUUUGUGCGUGUGCGGGCUCAGCACAACCACAACCAGCAAACCAAGUUUGUCACGUUUGUUUUGCGCCAACUCGCGGGCGCCUUUGCCGCCUGCAACCUCACCUACCUCGCCUACCGCUUCGCCAGCCCGGCCGCAUGCCACACCGCCUUCAUCGAGGGCCUCGAGGACGCCGUCACGCGCGCGCUCAUUCCCGACGACGACCUGCCCAAGCCCCACAGCGAACCAGCCCCAUUAAUGCCAAAUUCGAACAUUUCGCUCGCGCUCCCUGCCGCCGUCCAGCUCCACAUGGACCGCAUCUGCGCCUACGCCCGCCAGACCCGCCCUCAGCAGCAGCAGCAGCAGCAGUAACAACCCAGUGUUCUCUCUCUGCCACACAACAAGCGCGCUUCAACGCUUUGUUGCUUUUUGCUGUCGGUAUCUGGAUUUUUUUUUUUCGUUCGUGCGUCAUUUUACGUUACUAUUUAUUGAUUUUUUUUCCCCGUUCUUCCUUUUCUGAUCGAUCUUCGAUCCUUUUCAACACUUUUUUUUUUUUCGUUUUUUUGACGUUGAUUCGCUUUUUUUUUUUUCUUCUUUUUCUU
Molecule: messenger RNA, 1149 nt
Organism: Capsaspora owczarzaki ATCC 30864
Lineage: Eukaryota; Filasterea; Ministeriida; Capsasporidae
Exons: 1
Coding region: 137-919 (260 amino acids)
Source: RefSeq, a predicted model, not a curated record